Messenger RNA from Agrilus planipennis (emerald ash borer), 722 nucleotides. It is a transcript of the gene Spase22-23, whose product is annotated as signal peptidase complex subunit 3. The record is from RefSeq and is a predicted model, not a curated record. The coding region runs from base 137 to 676 and encodes 179 amino acids. Gene Ontology annotation, cellular component: membrane; signal peptidase complex. Lineage: Eukaryota; Metazoa; Arthropoda; Insecta; Coleoptera; Buprestidae. Gene Ontology annotation, biological process: protein targeting to ER. The transcript has 4 exons.
AUCAUUUACAUGACGUGUAUGUCACAGAUAUCAACAACAGACGUCAGAAAUAUUUGAGUUUCAUACAUUAAUAUUUAAAAACUAUUUAAUAAGAUAAUAAGCUGCUCGUAUUUAUUCUAAAUUAUACUUGUUGAAAAUGCAUUCUGUUCUUCAGCGCGGAAAUGCAAUAGUGGCGUAUACCAUAAGUGUUUUAGCAUUUUUAACAUUUACUUGUUUUGCAUCCACGUUUUUCUUAGAUUACAGAACAAACGCUCAUAUUAAUACGGUAAAAGUAGUUGUGAAAAACGUCCCAGACUAUAGUGCUUCUCGACUUAAAAAUGAUCUAGGAUUUCUAACAUUCGAUCUUCAAACUAAUUUAACUGAUAUUUUUAAUUGGAAUGUAAAACAGCUGUUUCUGUACCUGACUGCAGAAUAUGAAACUCCUGAUAACAAACUAAAUCAAGUAAUCUUGUGGGAUAAAAUAAUUUUAAGAGGAGAAAAUGCUGUGCUAGACUUUAAAAACAUGAAUACCAAAUAUUACUUUUGGGAUGAUGGUAAUGGCCUAAGGGCAAAUCCAAAUGUGACACUUACUUUGACUUGGAACAUAAUUCCAAAUGCAGGGCUCCUUCCAUUUGUUACUGCUUAUGGUUCUCAUUCAUUCAAGUUUCCAAAUGAAUAUACGGUCUCGAGAAUGUAAUACUAGUUUAUAAUUUAUUGUAUUAAUAAAAACCUUUUUAAGAAUA